Molecule: messenger RNA, 2181 nt
Organism: Ascochyta rabiei
Lineage: Eukaryota; Fungi; Ascomycota; Dothideomycetes; Pleosporales; Didymellaceae
Exons: 1
Coding region: 1-2181 (726 amino acids)
Biological process (GO): regulation of DNA-templated transcription; chromatin remodeling
Cellular component (GO): nucleus
Molecular function (GO): ATP-dependent H2AZ histone chaperone activity
Source: RefSeq, a predicted model, not a curated record
AUGUCCACCGACACGCCAGAGCCCGUGGCUGUCGAGCAUGCUCCUCCCCUCGCCCACCACGCCCACGCCAGCGCUUCCGACGAGGAUGCAGACGAGAGCGAAUCCGAGGCGCCCGUCGACCUCAUGGUCACGUCGCGAGCCAGGCGAUCCAAUGCCGGAAACCGCAUGGCGACGCUGCUCGCAAAGCAGGCUGAAGAAGAGGAGUGGGGAGAGGAGUGGGAGGAAGUUGCAAACGAGGAGGAUUUCAAAGGGGGAGACGUGAACGAGCAAGAGGACUACAACAUGGAUUCUUCAUCCUCGGAAGAAGAAAACCAUGCCGGCGACGACGAUGAAGAGGGCGAGAAGGAGCUGCGCAAAGCCGAGCGGCAAGAGCGCACCAAGAAGCGCAAAAUAGCCACAAACCCAUUCGCUGCGCGGCUCGCUACCGCAGCACGCAAGAAAGUCAAAAUCGACCUCCCGCGCACCGACUCCACCGUGUCCGCCCCGCUUCGACCGAAGAAGAAGUCGGAGAGAGCAUCCUGGAUACCCACGGAAGAAGACGGGCCCAUACGAACGUCGUCGCGGCGGCAAACGGUGGCGAACAAAGAGAGUACCCUGGCAAAGCUGCAGGAAAAGGACAGGCGGCGAGACGACACACUGGCCAUGAUGAAGGCUGCCGAGGCUCGGAAGAAGAAGGAGGAGCCUAAGCCCUUGACCCAGGCAGAGCGCCUCGCUGAAGCCGCGCGGCAAGAGAGAAUCAACAAAAAGACCCUGCACAGAUGGGAAGAGGCAGAGGAAGCUCGAGCUGCCGAAAGACAGGCCAAAAUCGAUGCACUCAAGAAUCGUCAAAUCGAGGGGCCCUUCAUUCGAUACUACAGUGGACCCGCCAUAUACGUGGAUGACAAGCUCAAAUAUACGGGCAAGGAUGCACCUACCCUUGAGCACCUGGAGGAAAAGCUCAACAAGGAACCUACAACAGUGGAAACGCCGAACCUCCCACCUGAAGCUACAGAACAGACGCCCGCCGCCACCACCACCACCACCACAGCCGAUCCGCAAACCCCGCACGACGAUACACUACCUCAGCACCAACCCCCGUUGAGCUCCCCAGAUAUGUUCUCAAUACCCGCCUCUCAGUCACUGCAACAGGACACACAACUGCCCUGGGCGGCUGGAUCGCAAGCGGCCAACGGAGAUGUCUUCAUGGGAGGCGAUGUGUUUAUGGGUUCAUCUCACGGCAUGUCGUCCUACAACAGCAAAAGCAACGUCAUGUUCGCCCCUCCACAAAACCAAGACUCCUUCCUCUUUGGCAUAGAUCAAUAUGCAUCGACCCAAGACCCGCAGAAUCAAACGCCUUCCUCAGACCUCCCUCCAAACCCUUUCUCCCAGACCCAAUCCUUGCAGCAGUACACAUCAUCCUCCUUUCCCCAGCCGUACCCACCCCUCGGCGACCCACUUCUCACUCCAAGUAACGGCGGUAUCGGCCCUCAAGCCCUGCUCUCACAGUCCCAACGCCCACCGCUCCCGCCUCACCCACCGCGACGCAAAGUAAUCAGACGUGCCAUGCGGAACCUGCUCAUCCUCUCCUCGUUCCCGAACCUCGAUGCCCCACCCACAUCGUCACGAGCUCGCACUGCCGCUUCCCUUCUCAAAGACAAGGAUCGCUCCGCCCUCACACAACUCUGCUCCACUUUGUUUGGUUGGAGCCAGCAGGAGGCUGCGUUGUUUGUUAGCAAUAUGCUUGCUGGCAGCGCGGCCAAGACACAGAAAGCGCGCGAGUUGCACGACGCCUCUAUCCGCCCUACCAAGCAACUCUGCGCCGUCACAAAUGCAGUAGCGCGAUACAGAGAUCCGGAGACUGGUAUUGCAUAUCGGGAUGCAAGGGCGUUCGGCGUGCUGAGAGGCGUGGUCGGUGGCGGAUUCGUGUGGUCAGGCGAUCUGGGAUGUUACGUGGGUGGACGAGCGAAGCCGUUGGAAAGCAUGGGUGGGAAGGGAUUCCUGGGUAUGCCGCCAGCGGCUGGGGUGCCGAGAAGGUUUUUGGAGAUGGUUAAGAAGGCACCACGGCCGGCGGGCGAAAAGCCAAUGGACGACAAGUGGGCGGGUGAGAAGCAGAACCCGCCUGCAACGCCUCAAACGCAGAUAUCUGUUGCUUCAGCGCCGAGCGGUGCCGUAAAAACAGAAGAACCAGCUGCGGCUGUGUGA